UCCCGGCGCUGUCGCAAAAUUGACGCAUGCGUGUCGCGGCGGCAGGAGUCUUGGGCCGGGUAUCAUGGCGACGUACGUGGACAUCCUGAAGAGCGAGUUUCCUGAGAUCGACACGGAGGUUUUCGACUACAUAACAGGUGUGUUGGCGAGCUGUGGAGCAGACUUUGAGGAUGGCGAGGAGGUGUACGAGGCGGUGGGAGGAGUCCUGCAGGACGUGUCAGCUGACAGCAAAAACGAGGACGACGUCAGAGACAUCUGCCUCCAGAUGUUCAACACGCUCAAACUGAAUAACCAUCACGGAGCUCAGAGGCAGGUGUUGUUGGACGCUCCCGUUCAGCUCUCUCAGAUCUCUGCAGACAACGUUGGUGCAGCAGAAGACGUUCAGGGGAUCUGGAUGAUGAAGCGCGGCCAGAACACGACAGUGGACGCUAAGAAGCUGGAGAAGGCCGAGGCCAAGCUGAGGCAGAAACACGACCGCCGCAACGAGAAGGACUCGCUGAAGCCAGCCAAUCCGCUAGUCCUGGAGGAGGCGUCGGCCAGUCAGGCCAGCAGUAAGAAGGACAGCCGAGUCGACCAAUCAGGGAAGAACCGCAGCUAUGACAUCCGCAUCGAGAACUUUGACGUUUCCUUUGGAGAAAGGUGUUUGCUGCAGGGGGCGGAGCUGUCUCUGUCGACCGGCCGGCGCUACGGUCUGAUUGGCCGGAACGGUUUGGGGAAGACGACGCUGCUGAAGAUGCUGGCCAGUCGCAGCCUCCGUGUCCCGGCUCACAUCACCAUCCUGCACGUGGAGCAGGAAGUGGCGGGGGACGAGACGGCGGCGCUGCAGAGCGUCCUGUCCAGCGACACGCUGAGAGAAGAACUGCUGGGGGAGGAGAAGACGCUCAACGCCCGCAUCGCUAACGGAACGGCCGACGGGUUGGAGAGCGUCCGACUGACAGAGAUCUACGCCAAGCUGGAGGAGAUCGAGGCCGACAAAGCUCCGGCACGAGCCUCCGUCAUCCUGGCUGGUCUCGGAUUCUCUCCCAAAAUGCAACAGCAGGCUACCAAGGAGUUCUCAGGAGGAUGGAGGAUGAGGUUGGCGUUGGCCAGGGCUCUGUUUGCUCGGCCAGACCUGCUGCUGCUGGAUGAGCCGACCAACAUGCUGGACGUCCGAGCCAUUCUGUGGUUGGAGACCUACCUGCAGACGUGGCAGUCCACCAUCUUGGUGGUGUCCCACGACAGGAACUUCCUGAACGCCGUGGUAACGGACAUCGUGCACCUGCACUCCCAGAGGCUGGACAGUUACCGCGGCGACUACGAAAACUUUAUUAAAACCAAAGAAGACAGACUGAAGAACCAGCAGAGAGAGUACGAGGCCCAACUGCAGUACAGACAGCAUAUACAGGUGUUCAUCGACAGAUUUCGGUACAACGCUAACAGAGCUGCUCAGGUGCAGAGCAAACUCAAACUGCUGGAGAGGCUACCUGAACUGAAGCCUCUGGAGAAAGAAACUGAAGUCACUUUAAAGUUUCCUGAUAACUUUGAGAAGUUGUCUCCUCCCAUCCUCCAGUUAGAUGAAGUAGAGUUCUACUACUCAGCAGAUCGCCGUCUCUUCUCAGGACUCUCACUGUCUGCUGACCUCGAGUCUCGCAUCUGCAUCGUGGGAGAAAACGGCGCUGGGAAAACGACGGUCCUCAAACUACUGAUGGGCGAGUUGACGCCGGUCAACGGAGUCAGACAAUCUCACAGGAACCUGAAGAUCGGGUACUUCAGUCAGCAUCACGUGGACCAGCUGGACCUCAACGUCUGCUCAGUGGAGCUGCUGCUCAACCGCUUCCCCGGUAACCACGGCAACCACACCACAACAACAACAACAACCAUGACAUCAUCAUCAGCUGGGCUCCAAACCGUUCCCCUCAUUCACUCUCUCACUGCUCCUUCUACAGGAGAACUCCUCAAAUCAUUUUAA
Molecule: messenger RNA, 1948 nt
Organism: Sander lucioperca (pikeperch)
Lineage: Eukaryota; Metazoa; Chordata; Actinopteri; Perciformes; Percidae
Product: ATP-binding cassette sub-family F member 3-like
Exons: 18
Coding region: 65-1948 (627 amino acids)
Molecular function (GO): ATP binding; ATP hydrolysis activity
Source: RefSeq, a predicted model, not a curated record